AUGGGUGCAUGCGCAAAGUCAAAGGAAAAUCAGAUAAGAGGAAUAGGAUAUAAGCAGAAGGCUCAUUACUCGGUUCCUCCAGAGCAAAACGCUCAACUCUGGACAGAAAUCGAGAGGACAAUCAAUGAUCCAGAGAAAUCCUUAGGACAUUUCCGCGAUGCCUUUAUAUUUUUUGAUGUUAAAAACAUCAAGACAGAGGCACAAGCGCAUGACCUCUACGAGGCUAUGGAAAAGUUUGACGAGAAGCUUUUAGAGUACUUCGACGAAGAAUAUGUUUCUCAAAUGGCAUUAGACCUUGGGCUCUUCAUAGGGUCACGCUGUCCAUCGCCAUCAGUCAGUAAUAGCGGAUACCCUGCUGUUACUUAUCUGUGGAAGAAAUGUUGCGUGGAGGAUUUGCACGCAAAGCUUAUCAAGGAGGGGUUUAACAACAGUAAGGGCAAUUAUAGUGUCUAUAAUGUUGGGAACCUUGGUGACAUUUUUUGUCUUACAGUAGAGCCACCAAAGAAAUCAACAGAUGCUAACGGUGGGCUUUGUUACAUUCAGGCGUACAGCCAGGCAAAGAUACUUACUGAAGCACAAGGAAUUUAUCCUUUGCAAGACGAGAGUUUGAAGGAACUGGCAGUACGACUACCAGCUGCCCGUCGAGGGCACUUGGUGGCCAGUGUAGUUGAGUACUUCUCCUGAGUUUCCUAGUUAGAAUUAGCGUGGUUUUCGUAAGGGAUUCUUAUAAUCCCUACUCGAGGCUCUCUAAGACCUCUAUCGAAUUCAUUACUGUUAUCAGGUAUCUGCAAGCUCUGCGCAACCCUUACACU
Aaosphaeria arxii CBS 175.79 is the source of this 812-nucleotide messenger RNA. RefSeq lists its product as uncharacterized. The coding region runs from base 1 to 684 and encodes 227 amino acids. Lineage: Eukaryota; Fungi; Ascomycota; Dothideomycetes; Pleosporales. The transcript has a single exon. The record is from RefSeq and is a predicted model, not a curated record.